Ictalurus furcatus (blue catfish) is the source of this 1883-nucleotide messenger RNA. It is a transcript of the gene rd3, whose product is annotated as retinal degeneration 3, GUCY2D regulator. The transcript is spliced from 2 exons. NCBI's taxonomy places the organism in Eukaryota, Metazoa, Chordata, Actinopteri, Siluriformes, Ictaluridae. The coding region runs from base 976 to 1617 and encodes 213 amino acids. The record is from RefSeq and is a predicted model, not a curated record.
GUGAGAUAUGGUAGGUUUUAUACUAGUGACCAAUUUCAGAUGGAAUAAAUAACCAAAUCCAGAACAUUAUAAUAGUCUUGUCUACAGAUUUAUAGUUAAAUGCCCCAUCGCAUGUAACCCAUUAUCUGUAAAGUACCCAUUGUCGGUACACAUUUUGUAAAAAAAAAAAAUAUAUAAAUAAAUACACGUUUUUGAAUCUGAUGGUAAUCUAAACACAACCGUAACAUCAAAUGUUUCUGUCAACAGAGUUGGUCUGGUAAUAAAAAAAAUAAUAAAAAAAAAAUCACUAAACAUGACAAUUGUAAUCUCCUUCAUGCAUUAAAUCAGUGGUUUUCAAAGUGGGGGCCGCGGCCACCAGGGGGCGCCCGGCGGGCGUCAACAAUUUGGUGUGAAAAAUAAAUAAAUACAUGAUUCUCUCUCUCUCUCUCUCUCUCUCUCUCUCUCUCUCUCUCACACACACACACACACACACACACACACACACACUCAAUUCCUAAUAUAAUGUAAAGAUGUAAGGGAUAUAUUCAGAAGUGUGUAUUUUUAAUGUGUUUUAAAGACAUCUUGCAAAAGGGGGGCCUCGGUCAAAUGUUAAUGCCAUUUGGGGGGCCUUGCCCUGGGAAAGUUUGGGAACCCCUGCAUUAAAUCGCAUACAUUUCUAACCACGUGAUCAUAAGUGGAAAAACAAGUGAAGAAGGCACAUUUCAACAUGGCAUGCCCUGAAAUUGCACGUGAGUUCAUGUAAACACACGUGACAUCAUGUGAAUAAUAUGGGCUCACGUGAAAAGGAAUUCGGUGAGAGAAUUUCCUUUGAGAAAUGAAACCACGUGGAAAUGAAAUCAUGAACGUGAAUAAUGUGACGAAAUCACAGAAAUAACAUGACAAGCAAUAGAUUUGCAAAAAGUAUCUGAAAACUGAUACGUAUUCUUUUCCACGUGACUUUAUUUUCGAGGAAGGAGCACGUGCGCACGUGGGGCCAUGUCGUGGUUCGGCUGGAGCGAGCCUGUGUACCGGAGCGCGCGGCGCGAGCCGGCUGAGGCGGUGACGGACACACUGAUGCUCGAGCUCAGCUGGCAGAUGAAGGAGGCGGAGCGGCUGCAGCGCGAGCGCGAUAACGAGUACCGGCGGCUACGCACCGGCGUGGACUACAGCUGGCUGGUGAGCGCGCCGCGCGUCUCCUACGACAUCAGCCACGGAGAGAGACUGGCGCUCGAGGACCUGUGCAGCAAAGUACAUCCGUCCUACUGCGGAGCCGUGAUCCUCCGGUUUCGUCAGGUCCUGACAGAGAACGAGCCAGAGGUGCAAGAGGUUUCCGGUCUUUUCCGUGCCGUUCUUCUCGAGACACUGGAGCGCAUUCAGGAGGAGAAGGAGGCACAGCGCUUGGCUCGGCAGUGGAAUAACAAGCGCUCCAUCAGCCUGUCCAUGCUUACAUUCAAAUCCCGAAUGAGAAUCAAUCCGUUCGGCAGCUCUGUGGCUCUCACCUCCAGCAGUUCUGGAUUAGAGGAAGUCCGUACCAUAUCUCAGGAUGUUGAAAAAGGACUUGGACACACAGCUGAAAAGGCACAACGCGUGAUUAGCAUGCCUGAUUUCAGACACAAAGGCAUUAAUGGACAUGUGUGAUCAACGUUUGGACUCCAAAAACACGACUUCAUGAAUAGUGCUGCACGAUGGAUUGAAAAAAAAACAAACAAACAAAAAAAACAAAACAAAACAAUCCUACAAGGUAAAUUCAUGAUAUAAUAACCACCAAAACAUCAUACAACGGGUUUUCUGCACAUCACUUUCCAUUUUCAAAAGCACAACAGUAAAUAAUAAUAAAUAGUUUUCUAUAUAAAAAUGCUAAUGAUGUAAAUAUUUCUCUGAUUGCAACGUACCUUCAUACUGAU